Messenger RNA from Venustampulla echinocandica, 2271 nucleotides. RefSeq lists its product as uncharacterized. The record is from RefSeq and is a predicted model, not a curated record. Lineage: Eukaryota; Fungi; Ascomycota; Leotiomycetes; Helotiales; Pleuroascaceae. Gene Ontology annotation, molecular function: ATP binding; protein kinase activity. The transcript has 2 exons. Gene Ontology annotation, biological process: protein phosphorylation; regulation of cytokinesis; mitotic spindle organization. Bases 1 to 2271 code for a protein of 756 amino acids. Gene Ontology annotation, cellular component: spindle microtubule; chromosome passenger complex; spindle pole centrosome.
AUGUCCAGCCCUGACUGUUCGAGGUCAGAACCGACACAACAGAGCAGCGACCGCAAUGAUGCCGACAACGAGCCUCCGCCAGCGACUGGGCCAACACAGUGGACAACGACUAACGCCGCUCUUGUAAAUGAGCAGAGCGCAAGUCAUAAUACAGACUUCCCCGUAUCCUUUCCAGCGGUCGACAAUCCCUUGAAUCUCUCGAACUGUUUUAUGUCCACCACGAUUGCGCCGUCUCCCCCUCAAGCCAGCUACGCCCAGUCUGCUAGCAGCCAUCUAAACCUUGCCGCGAUUGAUACAAAUUCCCGGUUUCUUCGCGGGGAUUCGGGGAGCCAGAACUCGAGUCCUCUAAGCGCAGGCCUACGAAUCCAAACCGAUAUUAUACCCAAUUACACCGUCACAGCAGCGAGUGCUCAUAACACGGCACGAAGUUCAAGUGACUCGACGAGGGCUCCUUCCAACUCGGCGAAUAUCCCUAUCAAACCGAUACAGCGAACACCGAGUAUCAAGAACAUAUUAGCGAGCAGUGUGGGGAGUAACUCGAAUUUGGGAUCGGCGCCAAACUCUGCAUUAUCGUCUCCGAUGCUAAAUGCUAUGGCCGAUGUGACCCCCCUGCCGUCACCACUCAUGUCUGGAGAUUCCCCUGGACCUUGGAAGAAACUUGGAUCUCGGCCAGCUUCCCGGGACAUCAUGAUCCCCGUAAACUCCGAUUCAGCGUUAGUCACUAGCAACGGCGAGUCGAUAUCAUCAGCCCUAGCAAAUCAGUCCAAACGGCGCGCCUAUCAAGAAUUAAUCACAGGUCCCGCAGAAUCUGGCCUUGCCAAUGCCCAAGUAAACAAGGAGAAGAGCGCAGAAGGCCAUACAAGGAACCGGAGUGUCAGUGAGUACAUGCCGGAUUCGAUGCAGAUACCCAAAAUUCGGCAUAUCACAGUUUCAGGAUCUCACGCACCGAUACUCGAUGCCACACCGGACUCCGCUACGCCACUCGAUACUCACAUGCGAAGAGAACCUCACUUAGCUUUGCAAAGGGGUCUGGGUCCCAUACCGAGACCUCCAACCCCACCAUCAAGUCGCACUGGAGGCGAGAGUAGUGAUAGCGAUUCCUCAUUAUCAAGCAACCUACCUCGAGCGCACAGGAAACCGCACUACGAGUAUUUUGAAGCCAUUACGCACAAUGACUCAAAAAGGAGGAGAUGGAGGGCGGUAAAACCAUUAGGCCAGGGGACAUUCAGCAGGGUAAUGCUUGCAACUAGCCAAGUGGCCGAUAUAGAUGGCAGGAUAGACGAAAAUUAUGUGUCUCCACAAACAGUGGAGGGCCUCCCUACUCCCGUGCAAACCGAGUCCAAAAUCGACCGUAAGAAGCUCGUCGCCGUGAAAGUAUGUGAGCAUGGCCCUAAAGGCGGGGCUUCUGAGGAGCGUGUUGAAAUGUCCCUAAAACGAGAGCUGGAAAUCAUGCGGUCAAUACAUCACCCCUCACUGGUGCAUCUCAAAGCAUGGAGUAUUGAGGAAAGCCGAGCGAUUCUGGUUCUGAGCUACUGCCCGGGAGGCGAUCUCUUCGAUGUCGCGAGCCAACAUCGAGGUCUUCUUGUUCCGGGAUUACUGAGGAGAAUGUUUUCCGAAUUGGUCGGAGCAGUAAGGUAUCUACAUGAGAGGCACAUAGUGCACCGGGACAUCAAGCUUGAGAAUGUCCUGGUAAACCUUCCUCAAUCUGAGCUCUCCCGGCCUCUCAAUUGGGCUACAUAUCCGUACUCUGUUAUUACUCUCACUGAUCUCGGUCUUUCGCGACGAGUGGCUGAUGACGAGAAACUUACUACUCGCUGUGGCUCCGACGACUACGCGGCACCCGAAGUUAUCAUGGGCCAACCGUACGAUGGCCGGGCUACAGAUGCCUGGUCUCUUGGCGUCCUGUUGUAUGCAUUGUUAGAAAGCAGGCUACCAUUUGAUCCCAACCCAGGCAUGUCCGAAGGGCAUAAACAGCGCAGCCGGACAAGCCAUCGUAUUGCUCGGGUGGAGUGGCGAUGGAUCGAGUAUGCUGGGGAUGAAGGCGAUCAUGAAGGGGAUCCUCAAAAGUUCCAGAACAAGGACCUCCUGGGCGCCAUGAUCGUAACCGAAAACUUGCUGAAAAGAGCGAGGAGUAGAUGGACCAUGGAGAAAGUCGCGCAGGAGCCCUGGGUUAAGGCUGGGAUCGAAGUCCAAGGUGGUAUCAAAUUCCGGGAAGAAGAUAUUCCAGAAGAGGUGGUUCCCUACAAUCCGGGGAUGCAGAGCCCAUUAUAA